Humulus lupulus (European hop) is the source of this 2810-nucleotide messenger RNA. RefSeq lists its product as uncharacterized. The record is from RefSeq and is a predicted model, not a curated record. The transcript has 3 exons. NCBI's taxonomy places the organism in Eukaryota, Viridiplantae, Streptophyta, Magnoliopsida, Rosales, Cannabaceae. The coding region runs from base 574 to 2475 and encodes 633 amino acids.
UUUUUCUCUCUCUAGAGAGAAAGAUAGUAUAAUAAUGUCUAAAAACAGUUAUACCCUUUUCUUAAAAGGAGGAGAAAAGUAGUAUAGAGGGGUUUGGAACUUAGUAUAGUGGCAUCAUUAGUCUUGGUGGUGUCUCUGGCUUACCUUUCUUCGUCCAUGUGCUAAGCGUAUUUUGGUCUUUAUUCACCUUAUUUUCUCUUUAACCUCAGCCCCGCAUCCAGUGUUUGACCUUUCAGACUUUUAUUUUUCAAUUAUUUACUUUUUCAGUUUUUGUUAUAGAGAAAAAUAUAAGCUCAAAAAUUGAUAAACAAAAAAAUAAAGCAAAAGAAGUGUUGGGUUUAUUGGGAACCAGCUGCAGCUGCUUCUUCUCUUCUUCAGCUUCUGGGUACUUCGAUUUUUGUGGCACUUUGUUUUUCUUGGAUCCAUUUCUUCCAGGUUUUUUAUUGUUUGCUUGGACAGAGGAGAGUCUCUACAUUGAGUUGUACUUUCCAAAUUUGAGUGUUUUUGGGUGGAGACUGAAGAUGGUGGAGAAGUUGUCUGUUUUUCUGUAAGUUAGUUAUUCGGCCGAAAAAGAUGACUAAUAAAUUUGUAACGAGUAAGAAAAAUGGCCAUGGGAAUGAGGAUUCAUUAGACAGUUUGAGUGAGGACAAAGAGUUGUCUAGCGAGGUUAAAUACAGGUCGCAGUCAGAAAGAAUAAUUAGAUGGGUGAAUCCUGAGCAAGCCUUGAUCUUAAGUGUUAAGCAUUCACAAAUCGGUAAAAGUGGUGGAAAACAUCCUUUCUUUAAAAGUACUCAUGGUUUAGACUAUAUGAUUCCGAAACGUAUGAUUAGUCUAGAUGAGAAGUAUCUUCGUCGUUGCUUGGAAUUGAUUCAUUUUAGAGCUUCAAGAGCAGCCCGAUGCAAUGCAUCUGUCAAUGUGAGCUCGGCUAAGAUGGGCUUCUUGUCAGAACACUUGAGUUCAGACAUGAGAAGUGGAAAUACGUUUGAUUCAGCUGGGUUAGUAUUUGAGUGUCCAAUGAUAGCUGGGACUGAAAAUGUGGUUAUAAGCCCAACAGGACAGUUGAUUCUGGGUACAAUCAUGGGGAGCAAGAGUAUGUUAAAUAUCUUGAAGAGCCCUUUGCUUCAACAAUAUGGAGCAUUAGAUAGCAGUGCAAACUUGAAAAAUGUAAAUUCCAUUGAUGUCAAUGACUCUAUAUGCUAUGAUUAUAUGGAAUCUCCUAGUGUAUUAAGUCUCUCUUCACCUUUGAAUCUGGACAAGGGUACCCCAACCAGGGAAAGAUACAUAGAUGGAUCUGAUAUCACACAUAAAAGGCUUAUUUCUUCAUCGAGCACGAAUUCUGCAUGUUCAGAUCAAACUUCAUCUUCUGCUUCUGCCACUAUCAGUCAGGGGAUGCUCCAAUGUACAUGGAAGGGUGGAAAUCCUCAUUUUGUCUUCUCCAUGGAUGAUCAUAAAGAUGUCUAUGUAGCCAACUUGUGGAAAGUUGAGUCAAAGGAUGUCAAGGCUCUGGACUACAUAUACUUGUUCCAUUCAGGAAAGGGUGGGCAAAGGGACCAUGAGAUUUGUGACAGUCAUUCUCACCUUGUUGCAAAGAUGAAGGUGUCCAGUUCUUUCACCCUUGGCCCAAGCAAUUCAAAAAUCAUGGAGACGGAGUUUGUAUUGUAUGGUGGAAAUGAACAUUAUAUCACAGAAUUGCAAAAUUCUAGCCAUAAUCCCAGGAAGAGUAAAGCCUUUUCAAAGAAGAUGUCAGAAGUAUUUAAGAAUAGUAUCUCAUCUAAACAUAAAACCAUGUCUAAGUAUAGUGGAUCCUGUGCAAUACUGGAAGACUGCUCGUUGGAAUCAUCCCUUGAUACAAGUGACAAUCACGAAUCAGCAGGAGGGUCAACUAGGUUAGAAGAUCUUCCUCCUCCAAAUUUUGAAUUGGCUGCUGUGGUUGUAAAAGAUCACAUUGCUAACAGUCAAAAGGAGGAAACUGGAGGUUGGGGCUUGAAAUUCCUCAAGAAAGUUGGGGUCAAACAAACCACCAAGUCUGUGGAAGCCUCUUCCAUACCUUUUGAAGGUUUUCGAAAUAAUGGUGAUUGCUCCACAAGUAUGGACAUUUUGAUCCCAGCUGGUCUUCACGGUGGACCAAGAACCAGGAAUGGUGGUCCUUCCAGUCUCACUGAAAGAUGGAGAUCUGGUGGGCAUUGUGACUGUGGUGGUUGGGACAUGGGUUGUCCUCUCAAGAUACUUAAACCCAGAUCAAGCAACAAUGAAAUUUUGCCUCACACGCAAGGGGAGUGCAAAUCAUUUGAUUUGACUAUACAGGGUUCACAGCUUAGCACUCCGACAUUGAGGAUUGUGAAUGUCCAGGAUGAUUUGCAUUUUAUUCAAUUUCAACGAACGCUGUCCAUUCUACAGUCUUUCUCAAUUGCAGUAGCACUAAUCCAUUCACGGAGUCCAACUCUCCGGCCAAAAGAUGUACAUGAAUUGAAUUAGCAAGAGCAAGGUUGAAGUUAGUGUAGUUAUUGUAUUUCUCUUACUGUAUUACACAUGUGAGUAAGUUAUGAAUUAUGAUAUAGGUAUUUAUACUAAGAUUGAGAUUAUUUUUACCAUGUUUUCUGAAAGUCAAUAUUCUGGUGUUAGUUUUUUUUUCUUCUUAUUUUUUAUUAGUUGGUCUGAUUGGGUUUUGUUUCUUGAUUCUUGGCCAAAAGUUACAUGUAGUUAAAUGCUUUAGUGGAAUGUACAAGCUUUUGAUAGUGUUGCAUUUGUAAGGAAUCAACUUCUUGACGAUUAACACUCGUCUAAAAUCAAUAUUAUUGAACUUUCUUAAA